Hydatigera taeniaeformis is the source of this 576-nucleotide messenger RNA. NCBI's taxonomy places the organism in Eukaryota, Metazoa, Platyhelminthes, Cestoda, Cyclophyllidea, Taeniidae. The record is from the annotation of a GenBank genome assembly.
UUGAUUAGCAAGGAGAUGACGAAUUUUGAGAACCAAGCUAAAGAGAUGCCCAAAGGUGACAUCAGAGCCCAACUCAUCCGAAUGGAGGUAAUCUCCCCCUCCAUUGUUUACGUUUGCUCAAUGGAACCAUUUCACACCAGAUUUUUUCUUCAGGCAGAGCGUCUUCGAUACCUCCUUACAGUCUACCUCCGGACACGUAUCAGAAAGAUUGAGCAAUUUCCACAUUACGCCAUAAGCGAAGAGCGCUCCAGAUCACAUCAUGAGGAUCCACACCUUACUCCUGCAGAAUUCGCCUUUACAAAGACAUUCAACGAAUUGACGGCCGAAAACCUACGCCUCACUGUGUUGGAUCACCUUCCUCUUAACAUGCGCAAAAUUGACGAGGAUGCCAUUGCCUUCCGACCGAAUUUAGAUGCUUAUGUCUUCUGUCAAGUGCAUUCGCGAAUCGAAGUGACAAACAUCGACCCCUCUGGCGCAUCGUCGGAAGUGCUCACUCUAAUGCCGGGAGAGCUACAUCUUCUUCCAUACCGAGCCGUUCAAAAGCAUACCAGGAAUGGAACCGUAACUCUUAUUUAG